CUGGCUGAGAAGGACGCGGGAGAAAGGCAGCCGCGCAGGGCAGUGCUGUUGCCUGGCGCACGGUGUCGAGAGCUUUUGUGCAGGAGCCAGCCCUCCCUCUGGAUCCCCAUGUCAAGAAAAUGGGCCCUGCUCCUGCCCAUGCUGCUCUGCAGCCUGGCUGGCCCUACACACCUAUUCCAGCCGAGCCUGGUGCUGGACAUGGCCAAGGUCCUCCUGGAUAACUACUGCUUCCCAGAGAACCUGAUGGGGAUGCAGGAAGCCAUCGAGCAGGCCAUCAAGAGUCGUGAGAUCCUGGCCAUCUCAGACCCUCAGACGCUGGCCCAUGUGCUGACAGCUGGCGUGCAGAGCUCCCUGAACGACCCUCGCCUGGUCAUCUCCUACGAGCCCAGCACCCUCGAGGCUCCCCGGCAAGCCCCAGCACUCAAGAACCUCACGCUAGAGGAACUCAUUGCGGGACUGCAGAACGGCUUCCGCCAUGAGGUUCUGGAAGGCAAUGUGGGCUACCUGCGGGUGGACGACAUCCCGGGCCAGGAGGUGAUGAGCAAGCUGAGGAGCUUCCUGGCGGCCAACGUCUGGAGGAAGCUCAUGGGCACCUCUGCCUUGGUGCUGGACCUCCGCCACUGCACUGGGGGCCACAUUUCCGGCAUCCCCUAUGUCAUCUCCUACCUGCACCCAGGGAACACAGUCCUGCAUGUGGAUACCAUCUACGAUCGCCCCUCUAAUACGACCACUGAGAUCUGGACCCUCCCCGAAGUCCUAGGAGACAACUACGGUGCCGAUAAGGAUGUGGUGGUCCUCACCAGUGGUCGCACGGGGGGUGUGGCUGAGGACAUCGCUUAUAUCCUCAAACAGAUGCGCAGGGCCAUCGUGGUGGGCGAGCGGACUGUGGGGGGGGCCUUGGACCUCCAGAAGCUGAGGAUAGGCCAGUCUGACUUCUUUCUCACAGUGCCUGUGUCCAGGUCCCUGGGGCCCCUGGGCAAGGGCAGCCAGACUUGGGAGGGCAGCGGGGUGCUGCCUUGUGUGGGGACACCGGCCGAGCAGGCCCUGGAGAAGGCCCUGGCCAUCCUCACGCUGCGCCGCGCCCUGCCGGGGGUCAUCCAGCGCCUGCAGGAGGCCCUGCGGGAAUACUACACGCUGGUGGACCGCGUGCCCGCCCUGCUGCACCACCUGGCCAACAUGGACCUGUCCUCGGUGGUCUCCGAGGAGGAUCUGGUCACUAAGCUCAACACCGGCCUGCAGGCCGUGUCCGAGGACCCCAGGCUCCUGGUGCAGGUGGUCAGGUCCAAAGAAACCUCUUCUGGGCCCGAGGACGAAGCUGAAGACCCCCCGGAGAUGGUCUCCGAAGUGCCCGAGGACGAGGCUGCCCGGCGGGCCCUGGUGGACUCCGUGUUCCAGGUGUCCGUGCUGCCGGGCAACGUGGGCUACCUGCGCUUUGACAGGUUUGCUGACGCCUCAGUGCUGGGAGUGCUGGCCCCGUACAUCUUGCGCCAGGUGUGGGAGCCCCUGCAGGACACGGAGCACCUCAUCAUGGACCUGCGGCAGAACCCUGGGGGGCCGUCCUCCGCCGUGCCCCUGCUGCUGUCCUAUUUCCAGGGACCCGACGCCGGCCCCGUGCGUCUCUUCACCACCUACGACCGGCGCACCAAUGUCACGCAGGAGCACUUCAGCCAGACCGAGCUGCUGGGCCAGCCAUACGGCACCCAGCGUGGGGUGUACCUGCUCACCAGCCACCGUACCGCCACCGCAGCCGAGGAGCUGGCCUUCUUCAUGCAGUCUCUCGGCUGGGCCACGCUGGUGGGCGAGAUCACGGCGGGCAGCCUGCUGCACACGCACACGGUGCCCCUGCUGGAGACGCCCGAGGGCGGCCUGGCGCUCACAGUGCCCGUGCUCACCUUCAUCGACAACCAUGGCGAGUGCUGGCUGGGGGGCGGCGUGGUCCCCGAUGCCAUCGUACUGGCUGAGGAAGCCCUGGACAGAGCCCAGGAGGUGCUGGAGUUCCACCGAAGCCUGGGGGAGCUGGUGGAGGGCACGGGGCACCUGCUGGAGGCCCACUAUGCUCGGCCAGAGGUCGUGGGGCAGACAGGCGCCGUGUUGCAAGCCAAGCUGGCCCAGGGGGCCUACCGCACAGCAGUGGACCUGGAGUCGCUGGCCUCCCAGCUCACGGCAGACCUGCAGGAGAUGUCUGGAGACCACCGUCUGCUGGUGUUCCACAGCCCUGGCGAGAUGGUGGCUGAGGAAGUGCCCCUACCACCUCCCAUCGUCCCCUCCCCAGAGGAGCUCUCCUACCUCAUCGAGGCCCUGUUCAAGACAGAGGUGCUGCCGGGCCGGCUGGGCUACCUGCGUUUCGACGCCAUGGCUGAGCUGGAGACGGUGAAAGCCAUCGGGCCGCAGCUGGUACAGCUGGUGUGGCAGAAGCUGGUAGACACGCCCGCGCUGGUGGUCGACCUGCGCUACAACCCUGGCAGCUACUCCACGGCCGUGCCGCUUCUCUGCUCCUACUUCUUCGAGGCAGAGCCCCGCCAGCACCUCUACUCCGUCUUUGACAGGGCCACGUCGAGGGUCACAGAGGUGUGGACCCUGCCCCAGGUGGCAGGCCAGCGCUACGGCUCCCACAAGGACCUCUACAUCCUGGUGAGCCACACCAGCGGGUCGGCGGCUGAGGCUUUCGCCCACACCAUGCAGGACCUGCAGCGCGCCACCAUCAUCGGGGAGCCCACGGCUGGAGGGGCGCUCUCCGUGGGCAUCUACCAGGUGGGCAGCAGCCCCUUAUAUGCCUCCAUGCCCACGCAGAUGGCCCUGAGCGCCAGCACCGGUGAGGCCUGGGACCUGGCUGGGGUGGAGCCAGACAUCACCGUGCCCAUGAGCGUGGCCCUCUCCACAGCCCAGGACAUAGUGGCCCUGCGUGCCAAGGUGCCCACUGUGCUGCAGACAGCUGGGAAGCUCGUGGCAGAUAACUACGCCUCCCCCGAGCUGGGAGCCAAGAUGGCAUCCAAACUGAGCCGUCUGCAGAGCCGCUAUGCCAGGGUGACCUCAGAAGCUUCCCUGGCCGAGAUGCUGGAGGCUGACCUGCAGGUGCUGUCCGGGGACCCACACCUGAAGACAGCCCAUAUCCCUGAGGAUGCCAAGGACCGCAUUCCUGGGAUUGUACCCAUGCAGAUCCCUUCCCCUGAAGUCUUUGAAGACCUGAUCAAGUUUUCCUUCCACACUAAUGUGCUUGAGGGCAACGUUGGCUACUUGAGGUUUGAUAUGUUUGGGGACUGUGAGCUGCUCACCCAGGUCUCCGAGCUGCUGGUGGAGCAUGUCUGGAAGAAGAUUGUACACACGGACGCCCUGAUUGUCGACAUGAGGUUCAACAUCGGUGGUCCCACCUCCUCCAUCUCCGCCAUAUGCUCCUACUUUUUCGACGAAGGCCCACCUAUUCUGCUGGACAAAAUCUACAACCGGCCCAAUGACUCUGUCAGCGAGCUCUGGACCCACGCACAGCUCGAAGGUGAACGCUACGGCUCCAGGAAGAGUAUGGUCAUUCUGACCAGCAGUUUGACAGCUGGCGCCGCAGAGGAAUUUACCUACAUCUUGAAGAGGCUGGGCCGGGCACUGGUCAUCGGGGAAGUGACCAGUGGGGGCUGCCAGCUGCCGCAAACCUACCACGUGGAUGACACCGACCUGUACAUCACCAUCCCCACUGCCCGCUCGGUGGGGGCUGCAGACGGCAGCUCCUGGGAAGGGGUGGGCGUGGUGCCUGACGUGGCUGUCCCUGCAGAGGCAGCCCUCGCCAGAGCCAAGGAGAUGCUCCAGCACACUCUGCUAAGGGCGGGGCGGAGCCCACGCCUGCAGGGCCGCCGCAAGGGCCACCGCAGUCAGAGCCAGAAAAGGCCGGGACCUCCGGGACACGUCCAAGGGGCACCCAGGCAUGAGGUCCUGACUGAGGCCCCCAAAGGGCAGCAAAGGGGCCUGCUGCCCUCUGGUUAG
This is a messenger RNA of Aethalodelphis obliquidens (Pacific white-sided dolphin), 3969 nucleotides long. RefSeq names its product retinol binding protein 3 (gene RBP3). The transcript has 4 exons. Gene Ontology annotation, cellular component: cone matrix sheath. Gene Ontology annotation, biological process: proteolysis. NCBI's taxonomy places the organism in Eukaryota, Metazoa, Chordata, Mammalia, Artiodactyla, Delphinidae. Gene Ontology annotation, molecular function: serine-type peptidase activity; retinol binding. The record is from RefSeq and is a predicted model, not a curated record. Bases 109 to 3969 code for a protein of 1286 amino acids.